AUGGCUUCCGUCCCGAGUGUGCAAUGCUUCGGCAAGAAGAAGACGGCCACCGCUGUCGCCCACUGCAAGCAAGGCAAGGGCCUCGUCAAGGUUAACGGCCAGCCCCUCUCCCUGGUCCAGCCCGAGAUCCUCCGCUUCAAGGUCUACGAGCCCCUCCUGAUCGUCGGCGUUGACAAGUUCGCUGGUGUCGACAUCCGUGUCCGUGUCACCGGUGGUGGUCACACUUCCCAGGUCUACGCCAUCCGUCAGGCCAUCGCCAAGUCCAUCGUCGCCUACUACCAGAAGUACGUCGAUGAGCACUCCAAGAACCAGCUCAAGCAGGCUCUUGCUCAGUACGACCGCACACUCCUCGUUGCCGACAACCGUCGCGCCGAGCCCAAGAAGUUCGGUGGUCGCGGUGCUCGCUCCCGCUACCAGAAGUCCUACCGUUAA
Penicillium soppii is the source of this 432-nucleotide messenger RNA. RefSeq names its product 40S ribosomal protein uS9. Gene Ontology annotation, biological process: maturation of SSU-rRNA from tricistronic rRNA transcript (SSU-rRNA, 5.8S rRNA, LSU-rRNA); translation. Gene Ontology annotation, cellular component: cytosolic small ribosomal subunit; ribosome. The coding region runs from base 1 to 432 and encodes 143 amino acids. The record is from RefSeq and is a predicted model, not a curated record. Lineage: Eukaryota; Fungi; Ascomycota; Eurotiomycetes; Eurotiales; Aspergillaceae. The transcript has 4 exons. Gene Ontology annotation, molecular function: structural constituent of ribosome; RNA binding.